Messenger RNA from Haemonchus placei, 1950 nucleotides. The record is from the annotation of a GenBank genome assembly. NCBI's taxonomy places the organism in Eukaryota, Metazoa, Nematoda, Chromadorea, Rhabditida, Trichostrongylidae.
AUGUGUGGCAUAUUCGCUUAUCUCAACUUUCUAACUCCAAAGACUCGCAGUGAAAUCAUCGACAUCCUCAUUCAAGGUCUACAGCGUAUGGAAUAUCGAGGAUAUGACUCUGCCGGUAUUGCAAUUGACGGUGGAAACGAACCAAACGACCCACAUGACGACAUAGUCCUGAUCAGAAAGGCUGGAAAGGUCUCGGUUCUAGCAGAAUCCAUCAAAGAAACCUCAUCUACCCUCGAUAUGAACAUGAAGUACAACAUUCACUGCGGUAUUGCACAUACUCGUUGGGCCACACAUGGAUCCCCAAAGGACGUUAACAGUCAUCCACAAAGGAGUAACGAGAAAAACGAAUUCAUGGUGGUACAUAAUGGAAUCAUUACUAACUAUCGAGAAAUCAAAGAAUAUUUAAAAAGAAAAGGACAUAAAUUCGAGGUAAGCGCAGAAGGAGCGUUCGCGUUAGCCUUCAAAUCGUCGAAAUUCCCUGGUCAGUUGGUGGCUACCCGCCGUGGUUCACCUCUACUGGUUGGCAUAAAGAGUAACAGCCCACUUGAGACAAAUCAUUUCCCAGUCUCUUACAGCAAAGGUAUGCGAUCAGCACACUUGAAGGAACGUGAAAAUUCUACUACGAAUGUACGGCCGUUCGAUUCUGAAGAAUGGGAAGUGGAAUAUUUCGUCGCGUCGGAUGCAGCUGCUAUCAUAGAGCACACCAAGCAAGUACUAUUCUUGGAGGAUGAUGAUGUGGCUUUUGUUGAAGACGGAGCACUCACCAUCCAUCGUUUCACUCGCAAAGCGUCGGAUAGUACAUCGGAUCAAACUCGUGAGGUGCAGAAUCUGAACUUAGAACUGCAGCAAAUUAUGAAGGGCAACUUUAAGACUUUCAUGCAAAAAGAAAUCUUUGAGCAGCCCGACUCGGUUGUGAAUACAAUGCGCGGUCGUCUCUUGCCUAGUGGCCAGGUGGUACUGGGUGGCAUUAAGGAUUAUGUUGCGGACAUCAAGAGAUGUCGUCGAUUGAUAAUGGUCGCUUGUGGUACAUCAUACAAUUCAGCUAUAGCUUGUCGACAGAUCCUGGAAGAGCUUUCCGAACUGCCAGUUGUACUGGAACUAGCAUCGGACUUCCUCGAUCGUCAAACGCCUAUUUUCCGUGAUGACGUCUGUAUUUUCGUCUCACAAAGCGGUGAAACAGCUGAUACUCUAAUGGCACUCAGGUACUGUAAGCCGCGGGGAGCCCUCCUUAUUGGAGUCACAAACACCGUUGGAUCGUCUAUUUGCCGCGAAUCACACUGUGGUAUUCACAUCAAUGCUGGUCCCGAAAUCGGUGUCGCUUCUACCAAGGCGUACACCUCACAAAUUCUGGCUCUUCUCAUGUUUGCGUUAGUUCUAUCAGAUGAUCGUAUUUCAAUGAUCAAUAGAAGAAGAGAGAUUAUUAACGCAAUGAACAGUUUACCAGAGUUGAUCCGUGAAGUGUUAACCCUAGACAAAGAGGUACUAAAAAUCGCGGAGGAGAUCUAUAAGGAGAAAUCACUUUUGAUUAUGGGACGCGGUUUCAAUUUCGCCACAUGCCUUGAGGGAGCACUCAAAAUCAAAGAAUUGUCUUAUAUGCAUUGCGAGGGUAUAAUGUCUGGCGAGUUGAAACAUGGCCCAUUGGCGAUGGUCGAUGAGAAUUUACGUAUUUGCAUGAUUAUCUGUAACGACACAGUCUUUUCGAAAUCGCUGAAUGCAUUACAACAAGUGGUAGCAAGAGGUGGAGCGCCAAUUAUUAUUGCUGAUAACACAGUGCCAGAAAAUGAUUUGGCUGGCAUGAAGCAUGUAUUAAGAGUACCGAAGACAGUCGAUUGUGUACAGAAUAUACUUACAGUCAUUCCUCUUCAAUUAAUGUCAUACCACAUUGCAGAACUAAACGGACAUAACGUAGACCGUCCACGAAAUUUGGCCAAAUCAGUCACUGUGGAAUGA